AUGCCACAAGCAAAGAAGAGCACAGAGACCCUGACCCCAGCGCCCCCCGGCCGUUCCCGAAGCCUUCUGCGGGGCCUGCCGUCGCCUGCUCUAUGCUGUGCCUGUGGCUUGUGCGUGCUGCUGGCAGGCCUGAACGUGACACUGGUGGGAGCUUUCUCAACCUUCCUGCCGGGACACAACGUACCGCUGGUGGUGGGGCCCGCACUGCUCGUGCUGGCGCUUGGCUUCUUUGCUGCCUGCUGCGUGUGCAGCCGCCGGGGCCCAGCUCCCCGCACGCGCUCCUCUGCCACUGCGGGUCAGGGCGGCGGGCGUCCAGGGACUGUGGCACUGGAGAUGGAGAGCAGCGAGCGCACGGCGCCGGACACGACGGCGGUGCAGCUCAGUCCAGCUGCCUCGGCUGCAUCCUCCAGCCGUUCCAGCCCUGGCCCAGGCCUCUUUGCCCUGGACCCUCCGGCACCUGCAACCGCAGCCCCCUACUUGCCGCGCAAUGAAGGGACCCAGGUCAACUUCCCUCGGGACCUACCUGCCUCCUAG
Rattus norvegicus (Norway rat) is the source of this 534-nucleotide messenger RNA. RefSeq names its product transmembrane protein 275 (gene Tmem275). NCBI's taxonomy places the organism in Eukaryota, Metazoa, Chordata, Mammalia, Rodentia, Muridae. The coding region runs from base 1 to 534 and encodes 177 amino acids. The transcript has a single exon. The record is from RefSeq and is marked validated.